AUGGCUGGGCCGUCAGAAUGCGGCAUUCAGGUGUUCUGCCGUUUUCGACCAAUGAACUCGAAAGAGGAGCGGGAAAACAACAAAUUCGUUCCGAAAUUCCCGGCUGGUACCGAGGAUCAAAUCUCUGUGGCGGGCAAAGUGUACAUGUUUGACAAAGUUUUCAAACCGAACAGUACCCAAGAGCAAGUGUACAAAGGAUCCGCGUAUCACAUUGUUCAAGACGUGCUUUCCGGCUACAACGGUACCAUCUUUGCCUAUGGCCAAACCUCUUCGGGAAAAACGCACACAAUGGAGGGAGUGUUUGGUAGUGAAUUGCAAGGAAUCAUCCCUCGAAUUGUGCAAGAUAUUUUCAAUCACAUCUAUACUAUGGAUGUGAAACUCGAGUUCCAGAUCAAGGUCUCCUACUACGAGAUUUACAAUGAGCGCAUUCGAGACUUGCUAGACAUUACCAAAGUCAACUUGGCAAUUCAUGAAGAUAAAAAUCGAGUACCUUAUGUAAAAGGAGCCACCGAACAGGCGGUUGCUUCUCCUGAAGAUAUUAUGAGUUGUAUCGAUCAAGGAAAAGCAAAUCGAAUGGUCGCUGUUACGAACAUGAAUGAGCAUUCUUCCCGCUCACAUUCCGUUUUCUUGAUCGCUAUCCAGCAACGAGACACUGAAACAAAUAAACAACUCUCUGGAAAGCUGUAUUUGGUCGAUUUGGCUGGUUCAGAGAAAGUAUCGAAAACCGGUGCAGAAGGAUCAACUCUUGAAGAAGCGAAGAACAUCAACAAAUCGCUGACAUCACUCGGAAUGGUCAUUGCUGCAUUGGCUGAAGGAAAUAAGAGUCACAUUCCUUAUCGUGACAGUAAACUUACUCGAAUUCUUCAAGAAUCUCUCGGAGGUAACUCUCGAACAACAGUGAUUAUCUGCUGCAGUCCUGCUGAAACAAACGAGGCCGAGACAAAGAGUACCCUUCAAUUUGGUGCUAGGGCUAAGACCAUCAAGAACGUUGUGGCGAUCAACGAAGAGCUUUCGGCUGAUGAAUGGAGACGGAGAUAUGAGAAAGAACGUGAAAAGGUGGCCCGUCUUAAAGCACAACUGGCUGCAGCUCAAAUGGAGUUGGAUCGAUGGAGAUCGGGUGGAAAAGUGCCUGAAUCGGAAUGGGUACGAUUCGAUGAUGCGACUCUUGCAGCUCUGCCUGGAAUGACUAUGAGCAGCGCUCCUUCGGAUUCAAUGCUCUCGAUGGAGCGAUCGAUGAUCGCUCCACCUCCAUUGACAUCUACUAAUGGACCAAUCACUGAUGAGGAGAAACGAAGAUACGAAGAGGAACGAGCCAAGCUCUAUCAACAACUCGACGACAAAGAUGAUGAGAUUCAGAACUUGUCGAGCAAGACCGAACAAAUCAAGCAACAGAUGGUUGACUUGGAGGAUCAAGUCAAUAUUCUGCGUGAAGAACGAGAGGCAAGCUCUAUCGAAAAUCAGGCUAUGCUCCAAGCAAAUGAGGCUGCAAAGGAAGAAACAAAAGAGGUGUUGAACGCUUUGGAAGAGCUGGCUCUCAACUUUGACACCAAGGCGCAAGAAGCUGAAGCAAAAGAGCGAGAGAACGACCUACUCAAUGAGGAUCUGCAGAAGAAGACUUUGGAUCUCCACGAGGCCAAGGCUGAAGUCGAUACUCUCCGAGAGACUGUCGGUGCACACAAGAGGAAACUCAACGACUAUGUCAACAAUAUGCUCAAAGAGCUUCAAGAAGUCGAUGGAGCUAUUAAGGUGGCUCCUGGUGAGGAAGAUGAGAUGCUCGCUCAUAUGCGGAUUCAAAUCACCAAGCUCGCCACCGAUUUCCGAACAGCUAAACAGAAAUACGCAAAUUUGGAGAGUGGAUCCGAGGGUGUUGAUCAAAAAUUGAAGGCUUUGGAAGGAGAGUUGGAUGAAGUCAAGAGGAACAUGGCACAAUCCGAGGCCAAGAACAAAUCUCAACAAGAAACAAUUGAGAAACAAGUGAAAGAAAAGGGAGAACUCGAACAACAAAUCGAUACUUUGACUGUUCGAGUUUCAUCUGCUGGAGCUUCUGAAGAUGGAAAUUUAUCAGAAGAGCAAACAAAACUUGUCACACAACUACGAAAUGAGAUCUCCGAGAAGAAUAAACGAGUCGAUGCUCUCACCUUGUCCAUCAAAGAACUAGAGGCUGUUCAAGUGCAAUUGACCUCUGAACUAGAAAAGCUUCGGUCAGAUGAAGCCGACAAGGAGAAAAAGAUUCGAGAAUUGGCUGCAAUCUCUGACAAGAGAGAGCAAGCUAGCCUCGAUAUGCGCGGUCUACAAGAGACAGUCGAGAAAGAGCUCUCUGCUCUUCACAAUCUUCGACGACAAUUUGUCACCGAUCUUGCUGCCCGAAUCAAACGUUCUACUGGACCAGAUUCAGUAGAAGACGAGUUUGGCGGCUCACCGGCUCAAAAGCAGAAGAUUCAGUUCUUAGAAAGCAAUCUUGAUAAACUCACUAAAGUUCACAAACAGUUGGUGAAAGACAAUGCUGAUCUGCGAUUGGAGUUGCCGAAGUUGGAGAAGAAAUUAAGGACAACAACGGAAAGAGUGAAGAAUCUGGAGCAGGCUUUGCGUGAAGCAAAAGAGAACGCAUUGAGAGAUCGAAAGAAAUAUCAAGCAGAGGUUGAACGAAUUAAAGAAGCGGUCAGACAAAGGAAUCUCGCUCGGCGUGGCAUGCAGCCGCAAAUCGUGAAAACGAUUCGUCCUGGUCAACUCUACGCUCCAAUGGGCUCUUCUCCAAUGGGAACCCCAUCGCCAGUCAUUCGUCCACAAGGAGCUGAA
This is a messenger RNA of Mesorhabditis belari, 2796 nucleotides long. NCBI's taxonomy places the organism in Eukaryota, Metazoa, Nematoda, Chromadorea, Rhabditida, Rhabditidae. The record is from the annotation of a GenBank genome assembly.